Messenger RNA from Linum tenue, 423 nucleotides. Lineage: Eukaryota; Viridiplantae; Streptophyta; Magnoliopsida; Malpighiales; Linaceae. The record is from the annotation of a GenBank genome assembly.
AUUUCUAAUUACUUUCGAUUCAGCUCGACGCCAUUGGCGAAAUUGGCUCGGGUUUUCAGGAAACCUUCCAGAUACGCGGUCGAGAUCAAGGAGCCCGGAACUCACAUGGUACGCCUCCAUUUCGACCCUUUCGUUUCCUCCAAUUUUGAUCUGAGAGAGGCCCGAUUCCACGUCCUGGUUGACAAUUAUGUUGCUCUGAGCAACUUCACUGUAUCAGACACUCUGGUAAAGGAGUAUUUGGUCUGGGUUAGUCAGAACAAGCUUGUUAUCACGAUUGUUCCAACCCAGAAGGGUAAAUUAGGGUUCGUAAACGCAAUUGAGGUACUUUCUGCGCCUAAGGAUCUGAUUCCGGAUACGGCUACCCUUGUGAGGGAUGGCGAGGAGACGAGAGAGAGCUAUGGGGAAUUGAACUACUCCGGAUAG